AUGACAAGAUGGGUCAACCUUGGCCCUGGCUUUGAUUCCGAGGACCCGUUAUGGAAGAUUCAUGUCUAUGGUAGGCCUGUAUGCCGGCCUGAGCGACUUGACGACUUGGUGGCUAGUCCCCGCCUCUACUUCGAAGAGCAGGCUCCUGACUGGUUUGAGGAAUUGCGAGACCGCAAUCUGUCCUAUCUGAAGGAUGAGCAAUACAAAAAGGAUGGGCUUUUUGAGGAAUACCCGUUUGAAUACCCGUUAAAUCCGAGUACCUGGCACAUUUCAUACAAGGAGCCAUCGAAAUUAUGA
Molecule: messenger RNA, 297 nt
Organism: Penicillium waksmanii
Lineage: Eukaryota; Fungi; Ascomycota; Eurotiomycetes; Eurotiales; Aspergillaceae
Exons: 1
Coding region: 1-297 (98 amino acids)
Source: RefSeq, a predicted model, not a curated record